Diabrotica balteata is the source of this 3230-nucleotide messenger RNA. The record is from the annotation of a GenBank genome assembly. Lineage: Eukaryota; Metazoa; Arthropoda; Insecta; Coleoptera; Chrysomelidae.
UAGAAGACAUGUAAUCUAUACUAAACGAUGUCAACUCCCUCUCCGGACCCCCAAAAGGGGGAGCUUGCCUACCAAUCCAGCGAAACUAGCGACCGUGGUUUGCUCGCUCAUGUCCAUACUUGCACGUGUUCUGAUAAACCAUCCACCGAGAACACAAAGAAUGAAAAUACCCACGUGCAUGCUGGUGUACGAUCUGGUAGUCUACAACAAAUUGUAAAUAUUAAUCAUGCAGUAGCACAUAGUCACUCGCCAAAGAUAGGACACGCUCCCAAAAUAAAAAGCGUUAGUUGUAGAUGCCAUAUACAGGACGACUGUGAGAAUAUAGGAGAAUUCAAUCAGACGGAACAGGGGAGAAAAAAUGAGGCUGAUGAUAGAAUAGAAGUUUCACCACUUCCACCCGCCUUGCCACCGAGACCACCGCCUAGACCUAGAUAUGAUGGAAGUCUUAGUUCGAGGUAUCGAUCGCGAAUAUCAAAUCAUGGCGGUGGAGGGGGUAUCAGAAAAUAUGUCUUCUGGUGCUGUGCCUGCGGAGGAUUAUCCACAAUUCUGGGAGCUUUAUUUUUGGCUGUUUAUUUUCUUCUUCGGUCCUAUACUUCCACUCUUGGUUAUUUUGAAACGAUACCAACGUUUGUGCCUGCAACCAUGUUAAUGUUAACAGGAAUUUGUGUGAUGAGUCUAGCCAGAAGAAAAAAUCGUUAUAGUUAUUUGAUUAAAGUAUGUGGUCUUUGUUGCUUGGUAUGUGCCUUAACCUGCGUAUUAGUGACAAUUACAACAACGGUCAUCCACAUGAACAGAUUACAAACGCUAAGAGAAUGUGUCUACACUCAAAAGACCAGAACAUGUACCUGUUAUUCUGUAUUGUUAGAAGCUCACGCGGUUGCUGAUGAGGGAAUGAGAUAUGUUUUUGAUUCAACUCCUGAUUGUGAAGUCAUCCAUGGUGCACUGUACUCAUGCCUUAGAGCCAUGUUUGGAUUAUCCGUUAGUGGAAUAUUAGUUUGUAUUUUUUCCUGUAUGCUAGUCUACCAGCUUUUAAGUCACGAGAAGAAGAAAAUGUACUGGGAACAACUUGAACUUCGAUGCCGAUCGUUUUAUCAACAGCAUUCUGGACCGCCCAGCAACCAUGGAUCUGUAAGGGGUCCUCCCAUGCCUCCAUCUACAUACUGCAGUUGCUGUGAGGAAUGUCGGUAUCCAUCCAUUACAACUGGUCCACAGGUUUAUCCGUGGGAUAACCACAUUACUAACGAGAGGUUUUGGACUCCAGGUAGAGUUGGUAACUUUUAUUCUCCAAACCCAGAAGAUAAUACUCCAAAUAUUUCUGACAAUCAUAACAAUAGAAUAAGAUCGUUAAGUGGCUGGAGUUGGAGGAGAUUACCUUGGAGUAGGAGUAAUGUUGGACAAAAUAACUCCCAAAGAGACAAUUCGAUAGCAUACCAAGGAGGUGCUAGCAGUGCGGACAGUCAAUAUGGAUUCAGUAACAGAUCAGGAGGAGACACUAAUAUGCAAGAUCAAAUAGCGGGUUCGACAGGAUCGUAUAGUAUUUUAGACAAUCGGCCGCCGCCUGGAGGGGUAUAUGUUUGGGGACCUCCACCUCCGUAUUCGAAUCCAAAUUCUCCAGCUAGAAGACCUAUUCAAUCUCCAGGAAGAUACCAUCACAUUCAUCACCAUUCCCAUGGACACGAAUCUCAUUGCCAGAUGAACGAAAACAGUCAGUUCAGUAGAACCUCCCGCCGGACUAGACCUCAUUUUAAUAACAAAGAUAACUAUGAAAAUACCACGGAACCCGAAAUUCAUCACGGAAAUGAUAACAAUGAAAGUACUGAUACAUCUAGUUGCGUAGAAAGAGUUUCACAUACUUUACCCGUUAGAAAAAUAAAGAAAAGAACUGAUAUAGCUUCGGUGAAGUCAAGUAUUCAACCUAGUACACGAACCAAUGUUCAGUCUGUAUUUAACCAGACCAAUCAAGAAGAGGAUAAGAAGGAAGCUGAGCAUAGUUAUCGGGAACCAGCUUUAGCAGAAUCCAAAGCUAAUGAUAAUCCGAAAUGUAGAUUUCUUCCAAGAUUACAAGGAGUAGAAAAUGCAGCUUUUCAAAAGCAAGAAACUAGUCCCCAAAAACCUGAACCGAGCGAGUCAGAGGUGUAUUUUGCUGACGUAAGCAGUUGCUGUAAUAUUUCUGUUAGAAACGAUGGACAAGAUUCUUCUUUGUAUGAUGAAGCUUUGGAAACCCAAAAGCCUAGGUUAAUUUCUUUACAAAAGCCAGAUCCCAAAGACGUGAAUACCACUCAGCUAUUACAAACGUUUCAAGAAAACAUUUCGUCCUCUACUGUAACGGAAGAUGAAGAUUAUUUGGCACAUAGAAUGGGAAAUCGACAAAUGUCCACCAGAAGUCGAAUGCCGUUCCCUUUGCCAGAUUCUAAUGAUAUGGAAUUUAGUGCUGAUUCAUGUUUACAACUCUUACCUAAAGAUAUUUCCCAAAAUAGUUUAUGUAGUAGUGUACAAACUCCAUUGACUGAAACAACGGAUGACACAAUUUCCCCUGAUGAAUGUUGUAGUUAUUUCCAAGAUAAAUCAUGUGAUCAAACACCCAAACAUAGAGCCUUUUCUGGUUCUUCCUUGGAUCACUAUCUCGCUCCAGAUGCUCAAUAUGAAGUUAUUCCAGAACAGGAAAAUUAUCACCAAAACUCGAGCAAUUUGACCAACACUAUAUCAACUUUAAAUUAUGAUCAAAACUAUUAUAACCAGAAUAAAGUCAAUUUUGGUUACAAUAACUCUGGAGGUAAAAAUGUACCACCAAAAACCUUAAAUCUAAACCAACAAGCAAGAAGAAAUUUAGGUUCCAAUAUAUCUGCCCUAAUACAGAAUUUAGGUGGAAAUCCUGCUGGAUUACUCUACGGUGACGCUACAACAGAAGAUGAGGCUCAAGUGCAAGGUUGUCACAGUGAUGGUACGAUGGAUUCGGGUUGGCAAAGUGGUUCUGAAAAAACUGAAACUCGUAAACAAGAAGAAGAAGAAGAAGGUGUUCAUAAACCGGUCAAAGUGUAAUUUGUAAUAAAUAAAGACUAAAGUGCGUUACAAGUUGUUGAAGUUAAGACGGGACCAAGUAAUUUAUUACGUUGGCUUAUGUUAAAUACGAAAAUGGCAGUGCUGAUGUAUGGACAGAUCAAGAUGUAUUUACUUUGUCGAAAAAGAGAUUAGAAAAUUAUAAUGUUAAAUAAAAUUUAGUUGAAUUUGCU